This is a messenger RNA of Fraxinus pennsylvanica, 564 nucleotides long. NCBI's taxonomy places the organism in Eukaryota, Viridiplantae, Streptophyta, Magnoliopsida, Lamiales, Oleaceae. The record is from the annotation of a GenBank genome assembly.
AUGAGAUGUUCCCAGUGGAUUGUGAGGGGAUGGUCUGUAAUUGCAGCAAGAUUACCGGGACGAACUGAUAAUGAAAUAAAAAAUGUUUGGCACACCCAUUUGAAGAAACGUGUGAAUAAGAAAUCAGAACCCAAUUCGCCACUGCAUUCAUCGAGUAAAAUGUCGUCCUCUGUGACUGCCACCGCCGCCGUCACCGUCUCCAAUUUGCCGGAAAUGGAUGAAAGUUUCUGGUCAGAGGUGUUUUCUGCUGAUGGUUCCAGAUUUGAUCCAACCACAGAUAAAAAAUCAGAACCCAAUUCGCCACAGCAUUCAUCGAGUGAAAUGUCGUCCUCCACCGCCGCCGCCAUGACCCAGCUGCCGGAAAUGGAUGAAAGUUUCUGGUCGGAGGUUUUUUCAACUGGAUCGAGUUUUACAAGUGAUAUUUCUGCUUCGAAUAGUGUUCAAAUCCCUCUAAACCUAAUCGAAACCUCGUACAGUUUCGAUUCAAUUAAGGAAGAUGACAAUGAUUUUUGGUAUGAUUUGUUUACAAGAUCAGGGGAGCUAAAUGAAUUGCCAGAAUUUUAA